CUCCUCUUUUUGUAGACUCGUUGUUGUUCUUGUCACAUUGUCGCCAUGGUAAUGAUACACUUCGCUGUUGUGUGUCUUCUGUUGUAUUUAUUUUUAGAAGAAAGGGUGUUAGAAAGCCAAGGUUUUAAUGGAGUUCAUCGGAAGCAGUUACAAAGGAGACACAAAAAAUGGCAGGAUGGAUGGAAAAGGAGAGUACACAUUUCCAACAGAGACCAAGUAUGAGGGAGAGAUGAAAGAAGGGAUGUUCCAUGGCAAAGGAGUUCUACACUUUCCAAAUGGGAGUAAAUAUGAGGCCACCUGGGAAAACGGCAUAGCUAAACAGGGGUCAUUUACCUUCGCUGAUGGCCUGCAGUACCAGGAGAAAGACUGGGACUACUGCGAUGGUUACGACAGGCGCUUCUACAGUGAGAGGUGCAAUGGACUCAGACCUGCAGGAGAAUCUCAGCUAAGUGAUCUUCAUCCACCACACAUUAUUCCUGAUGGAUGCUAUGAUUGUGGAGAUGGUUCCUAUGAUCCCAAGGCCAGAGUUGUUACUUCCUACAGUGGCAGAUUCCUCAGAAAUGCAGAUGACUGCGAGGAUGAGUGGAUUCUGCGGACUUGUCGGAAAGCUUGGGAUGAGGCUGCCGGUGUUGAUCCUGAAAACUCUGUCGCUUUCUGAAGAGACCGGAGACUUUUGUAGUCCAUUUUUAGAACAUCAGAUGUUUUUUGUGUCUUGUAAUAUAAC
Molecule: messenger RNA, 724 nt
Organism: Notothenia coriiceps (black rockcod)
Lineage: Eukaryota; Metazoa; Chordata; Actinopteri; Perciformes; Nototheniidae
Gene: morn5
Product: MORN repeat containing 5
Exons: 6
Coding region: 128-658 (176 amino acids)
Source: RefSeq, a predicted model, not a curated record